Coregonus sp. 'balchen' is the source of this 4950-nucleotide messenger RNA. The record is from the annotation of a GenBank genome assembly. Lineage: Eukaryota; Metazoa; Chordata; Actinopteri; Salmoniformes; Salmonidae.
AUGCUGACUGCACAGAGGACAUGUGCCGCUCUGGCUGCACGCCGACUCCUUGGAGCUCCCUGCUCCUCACACGCAUACACCAACACAAACUCACAAACACACUCCCGGCAGUUUCGUACCGCAGCGCCCUGUCAGGAUGAAGUGGACCUGCACCCGGAGUGGGCCAGCCUGGCCAAGAAACAACUGAAAGGGAAGAACCCAGAAGACCUGAUCUGGCGCACGCCGGAGGGCCUCAACAUCAAACCCGUCUACACUAAAGCAGACUCUGCAAUGAAGCCCGACGAGCUGCCAGGGGUCUUCCCCUACACUAGGGGGCCCUACCCCACCAUGUACACGUUCAGGCCCUGGACCAUCAGGCAGUACGCUGGCUUCAGCACCGUGGAGGAGAGCAACAAGUUCUACCGGGACAACAUUAAAGGUACUACGCAGUAUACACUGGCUGGUGUGACCAACUGGGGUUAUAUUAUAUAAUAUUGAAGGGAACCCAGGUCAUUGGAGGAUGUGCCACUUGUAAAUCUUGUGAUUGUGGUCUGUCUGGAAAUUGACUCUGUCAGGUUUAAUCAGGCAAGGGUUCUUUCUCUACUUUAUAGCUUAAUAAAACAUCAUUUAAGUACAUAUUGACUGAGUCACCUCUCCCAUUGUAAUAAGUGUAACUUCAAUCUCUCUCUCUCUACAGCGGGUCAGCAGGGUCUCUCGGUGGCCUUCGACCUCCCGACUCACCGCGGGUAUGACUCCGACAACCCCCGUGUCCACGGCGAUGUCGGAAUGGCAGGGGUCGCCAUAGAUACUGUGGAGGACACCAAGAUGCUGUUCGACGGCAUCCCGCUGGAGAAGAUGUCGGUUUCCAUGACGAUGAAUGGAGCAGUGAUCCCGGUGCUGGCCAUGUUCAUUGUGACGGGGGAGGAGCAGGGGGUACCCAAGGAGAAGCUGACCGGAACCAUCCAGAAUGACAUCCUGAAGGAGUUCAUGGUGCGCAACACCUAUAUCUUCCCCCCGGAACCUUCCAUGCACGCCAUCGCUGAUAUCUUCGCGUACACGUCCAAGGUAAGGACUUUACAGCUACAACAGGGUAAAGCGGCCUCUGUACCUCGCUGCCUUGCAAAUACAGUAAAAGUCCUCUUUCUUAUUUCCAUGGAAGUAACAUCUAACUUAAGAUACAGGCACGUACCUCAAACACAGGAGGUCCAUGAUUGAACUCGCACUGUUUCCCCAUCAUGAUUGAUUGAUUAUUGUUAUGAUUGAUUGAUUGGUUGACUGACUGGUUGUUUCCUCUGGUAGCACAUGCCCAAGUUCAACUCCAUCUCCAUCAGUGGUUACCAUCUCCAGGAGGCCGGGGCGGACGCCAUCUUGGAGGUGGCCUACACCAUCGCCAACGGCCUGGAGUAUUGCCGCACUGGGCUGAAAGCUGGCCUCACUAUAGAUGAGUUCGCUCCCAGGUGCGCACACACACACCGAGUGAGAUCAUACGUGUGUGUUGUCCCAGGGACCUCAUGAUGCAGUGCCUCAGAGUUAGUGGCUAUGAGUUGUUUCUGGAGGUGAUUUUUUUUUUUCUAAGUGAUUUCCCUGUGUCAUUCCCAGUGUCUCAGAGCAGUGAAUGUCCUGUCAAACAGACAGAGGUCUCCUCUCCACUAGACAGUUAUUCCCAGACCGUCCUCUCUGGCUCACUGCUUCAUGUCAGAGGACACGCACUCUAAAUGAAACUCUAAAUGACUCCCUAGGGUGAAUGACAGACUGUUGAUUGAUGUGUGGUUGUUCAAAGGAAGUCUUUUAAAGUUGCCGUGAAUUGACUGUCCUUUCAUUUAGCCAUGCCUUUUAGCCAUUCUGCGUUUAGUCCAUCGUUCAUUUAGUCGGUCAUUCUGACAUCUACAAUAACGCAGGUUCCUUCAAACAUCACUCUUUUUGUCAAACUAUUUCUCAAGUAACCUUACUGUCAGUCACAUAGACAAUCACAUAGGUAGGUGACUGUAGUUAGUCCAUGCACACACACACACACAGCAGUGUUAUUGAUUGAUGGGUUCCCCCUGAGCGGUAAUUAUAUAUUGCAUUAGCAUAGCAUUAGGGUCCUGUUAGAACUGUCAAAAUCAAUAGACUGAUAGAGCUUUCAUUCAAUAUGAUUUUCCUCAGCUGAGAGCUCUGCUGUUUCAACACUCUGCUCUACACUUUAGCUGUCUAUUCAUUCCUAUUGGGAGUUUUAACCAUACUUAUUGAUUUAUUACAUCUUUGUGUUUUGUCUGUAAACACCCUAUGGGGGAAACCUGUCCUAGUAAUUUCUCUGGGGCAUCAAUAUGAAUGUGUGGAUAAUAACAAACGGGUAACUGCCAAAAUAAAGGAAACACUAGAGUACAUGAGGGAUACAAAGUGUAUUGGAAGCAGGUGCUUCCACACAGGUGUGGUUCCUGAGUUAAUUAAGUAAUUAACAUCCCAUCAUGCUUAGGGUCAUGUAUAAAAUGCCCAGUUGUCCAUUAUUUUGGCUAACAUGGCUAAAAGAAAAGAGCUCUGUGACUUUGAAAGAGGGGUCUCAAAGGACCAUAUGGGGUUUAAAGGGUGUGUGUGUUUCAGUCACCAGAUCUCAACCCAAUUGAACACUUGUGGAAGGUUCUGGGGCACCGCCUGAGACUGUGUUUUCCAUCAACAAAACACCAAAUUAUGGAAUUUCCUGUAGAAGAAAGGUGUUGCAUCCCUCCAAUAGAGUUCCAGACACUUGUAGAAUCUAUGCCAAGGUGCAUUGAAGCUGUUCUGGCUCGUGGUGGCCCAACACCCUAUUAAGACACUUUAUGUUGGUGUUUCCUUUAUUUUGGCAGUUACCUGUAUCUCAUGUCUAUAGAAUGGUAUACUUUGAAAUCUCAUAGGGGAAUGUGCUUUCCAAUAAAGAAUAUGCAUACUUGGAAUACAUAGUGUUAAGUAAAACCAAAUCUUCUUAAAACAUCCUUUGAUACUCAGGUACUUGUAUAUAUCACUCUAUAUCCCUCUCUCUCUUCUCUAGGUUGUCAUUCUUCUGGGGUAUCGGUAUGAACUUCUACAUGGAGAUAGCCAAGCUGAGGGCAGGCAGAAGGCUGUGGGCCACGCUCAUUAAGGAGAAGUUCCAACCCAAGCUGACCAAGUCCCUGCUCCUCAGGACCCACUGUCAGACCUCAGGCUGGUCCCUCACUGAACAGGUGGGCGGAGUCAAAUAAAUGACUUUAUUUGAUCGAGGCCAAGUUAUGUAAAUGGGGUGAACCUAGUCUCUUUACACCACCUGGUCUAGCCUUAUCUCCACUAAUAAGCACUGAACUCAGCUGUUAUCUGAUACUUGCUUCAUCUGUCCUACACAGUCACUUUACACCAACUGGUCUAGUCUAAUUCAAUCUAUUAUGACCUUCAUAUGUUCUGUCUUGUGUAUUCUGUUUUCUCCAGGACCCGUAUAACAAUGUGGUGCGUACGGUGAUCGAGGCGAUGGCUGCGGUGUUCGGGGGGACCCAGUCUCUACACACCAACUCUUUUGACGAGGCUUUGGGUCUACCCACUGUGAAGAGCGCCCGCAUCGCACGCAACACACAGAUAAUCAUCCAAGAGGAGUCUGGGAUACCCAAGGUCGCCGACCCCUGGGGCGGGUCACACAUGAUGGAGGCGCUGACCGACGACGUCUACAACACUGCCCUAAAGGUGAGGGGUUAGAGGUCAAGGACAGGUUAAGGGUCAGGGGGGGGUCACACACACUUCACAGUACAUUUAAUGGUUGUUUGUAUGGAUUGUGUUCAUGUUUAAAUGCAUUAGAUGUUUAUCCAUUUGUUUUAUCCCCUCACCUGUAGUUUAUUAAUGAGAUCGAAGAGGUGGGAGGCAUGGCCAGAGCUGUUGCUGAAGGUAUUCCUAAACUACGUAUCGAGGAAUGUGCUGCUCGCAGACAGGCUCGCAUAGACUCAGGUACUGCAGCAAUACACACACACGUGCAGUGCAGGCACACGUGCACUCCCUGUCCCCCCUUCUGUUCUCUUUUCCCACCCUCCCUCCUCUUAUUCCCUCAUCUUUCUUACAUCCUUCUCCCCUCCAUCAUCUCACUUCCCCUCCUAAAAAGCCCCAGGUGUAAUUCAGUGGGUAUGCUGGAAGCAUCAGUCCUCCACUCAGGCAGAACCGACACACUCCAUAUUUCAUAGCUGCUCUUUUAAAGAGACAUGUCCUGGAAGUCUGCCGGAAUUUAAGUAGCAUUUACCAUCUCAGCAGUCUAUUUCCACAGCUCUAGUCUGGAUCAUACAUUCAUCAUUGGCCUAGCGAACACUGGCCAGGGGAAAGUAACAGACAUGCUGUGUGUGUCUGAGCUGGCGUCUGAGCUCCGACCUCUUCAUCUAAGCCUUUUGAUCUGAUCGAGGACCCAAGGCUGUCCUUAUCAGAUGCCUGCACAGGGGUCGAGUCCUGUGAACAUAGUGGGGGCUCGCAGGGCCACUGGGAUGUGUCGUGUGAACAUGGCAGGGGUCGGCCUGGUUAGCACGCAAGGAGACCCGCCCGAACGCUACUGCUUUGAUGCAUGCUGAGAGAGGGGAGAGAGGUAGAGGGAGGAGGGGGAGAGAGGUAGAUGAGGUGGGGCUCACUGCAGCCAUUGAACACAGUAGGGAUGGAUGGGUUACUUUCUCUUUCCCUGAUUUCUGUUCCCUAUAUUUUCAAAGGGGUACAUGGUAUUAGCUUGUUGUCGUGAAGUGAAUACUGUAAGCUCUCUGACAGAAAACCUAACUGCGAUGUCUAUCGCUUCACUGAACCAGCAGCCAACAGACUAGGAGGGGUGUGGGUGUGUGCGUGCGUAUGAGCGACUAUGUGUUUUCCUCUGUCCCCUCUCUGACUGUGUCCCUCUGGUUGUGUCCCCCAGGUUCGGAGGUAAUUGUUGGGGUGAAUAAGUACCGUCUGGAGAAAGAGGAGUCAGUUGAUGUGCUGGCUAUCGACAACACCAACGUACGCAACAAGCAGAUCGACAAACUCAAGAAG